Molecule: messenger RNA, 7683 nt
Organism: Fusarium redolens
Lineage: Eukaryota; Fungi; Ascomycota; Sordariomycetes; Hypocreales; Nectriaceae
Exons: 3
Coding region: 1-7683 (2560 amino acids)
Biological process (GO): amino acid activation for nonribosomal peptide biosynthetic process; secondary metabolite biosynthetic process
Cellular component (GO): cytoplasm
Molecular function (GO): phosphopantetheine binding; catalytic activity
Source: RefSeq, a predicted model, not a curated record
AUGAAGCUCUAUCAUCACGUUGAGAAGCAUGAGGAUUUCUUCCUCCCCUACCAAGAUGGUCUCAGCCUCAAGCCUGUCGAAGCUCUUGUGAAGCACGAGAAGGACUUGGGUAUCUCAGACGUUGAGACUGUUCUACCUGCGACUGAAGUGCAGAAGGAUAUUCUCAAAGAGGAUCUGCAAUGGGCUGAGGCAGUGCUCUUCUCUGGAAAGCCAUCUGCUUUGAGCUCUGAGAAAGUCUUUGAUACAUGGAGAUCUUUGGCGUAUCAUCACAUAUGCCUUCGAUCUUACAUCACUGACGAGCCAUCGCCAAAGGUUAUCGUCCAGCGAUGCAUUGAGCCUGUUCAGUGGCGCCGACCUGAAAAAGGGUUUGAAAAGCGUCACCGAGGCUCAGCAUUCCUGACGGUUGAAGCCAACAAUCGUUCUGACGAGAUCAAUCUCGUACUUCACUUCCACCGCGCCCUGAUUGAUACAACUUCCCUGCACACACUCAGACUCGACUGCCUCCUUCAAAUUCAUGGCAUCCCAGGUAUCGAAAGCACUGGCUUUACUGCCUAUACACGAUAUCUUGUACAGCAACGCAAGGAAAUCGACUCAUCCAAAAAGUUCUGGUCCAAAGCUCUGUCAGACAUUGCUCCUCAGUCUAUCUUUGGUCUCGAACCUGAUGCUCUGGAUGGUCAUAACCAAGAUAGACAUGGCGUCAGUGCCGUCAUCCAGGGCUCAGAGCUAGCGAAGCUGAACAGUCUUGAGAAAUCUCAUGGAGAAUCAAAGUCAUGGCGUCAGACGUUCCUCGAAGCAAUCUGGGCUCAUGUCUUAAGCGCUCACUCCGACUCGGAAGAGGUUCUUUUCGGAACUGUCCGUCGAGACGCCAACUUUGUGGGCUCAGAUACAUGCGUCGGAUGCCUUGAUCAAACUUAUCCCGUCAGGCUGCGAGUUCCUACUGGCGAAAGCGCGACCUUCUCUGACCUUUCUGGCUCCCUGGAUGCUUACCAUACGGAAGCCGGUCGUCACGCAUUCAUCGGCUACACUGGAAUCGAAGAGCAGACCCCUAAUGGCAUGCUCAUCGAAACAGCCGUCAGUUACAGUCAGACAACCAACACUCCUUGUAUUGCCCCCAGCUUGAGGAGGUUCCCCGUCGUGUUGUGCAUCAACGACGCCAGCGCAUUACAACUCGCCAUCAAAUGCACAACCAAGAUCCCACCCGAAAAGGUCGAAUUGGUGUUUAAACAUUUUGUCUCGGCAAUUUUCAGUGCGGCGCAAGGCUUGAGCUCCACGGACAAGUUCCCUCUAUCAGACGUAGAACUUGCUUCGGAGUCUGAAAAGCGUCUCAUGCUAUCCCGAUCAGUCAGCACCCGCAAGGUACAGCCUACGACUAUCCCUGCUAUGUUUGAGAAGACUGCAGCUCGAUACCCUCAAAGAGUCGCAGUUGAUUUUCAGGGCGAUGCCACCCUCACAUUCUCCCAGCUCAACAGCCUUUCCAAUCAACUCUCAAGGAAGUUGAGGCUACAAAAAGGUGUUGUUUAUCCUAUCUUGGCUGACAGGUCCCUGGAUCUGGUCGUGACUAUCCUGGCGGUGCUUAAGGCUGGGGCAGCCUACACUGUCCUUGACCCAGAAUCGUCGGUCAGUCGCCUCGAGCAAGUCGUCAACGACUGCAAUGCAGCAGCAGUUCUCUCUACUCGCAGAUACAUGAACAUGCUCCCCAACACUGUCGAUAUUGGACAGGAUUACACUCGCCUAAGCCCGGAGGCCGGAAGCCUACCGGAUAACGUUGGCAACAUCGACGUACAUAUCACGCCUCAAGACCGUUGUUACAUCAUCUACACAUCUGGCAGCACAGGGAAGCCCAAGGGCGCAGUACUCACCCACGAAGCUGCCACGAGUGGUAUGCAGCAUCACUCUCUGAACAAGCUGAACCGGUGGCUUCUCUUCUACAACCCAAGUUUCAGCGCUGCUCAACGCACCAUCUUGAGCACUCUUGUCAACGGCGGAACCCUAGUGUUGGCACCCAAAGAGGCCCUCACUCGGGAUCUCGCAGGAGUCAUUAACGGGCUUUCGGUAGAUGCCCUCGGAAUCACUCCUUCUGCCCUGUCCCUUCUGUCGCCCAAGGAUGUCCCCAAUCUCAAAAGCAUCACGCUCGUGGGUGAGCAAACUCCUCAAGAGCUUGUGAACACUUGGUCUUCUGUCAAGGGCCUUACACUGAGGAAUACCUAUGGGUUGAGUGAAUGUACGCAGCUCAACUUUGGAAGACAACUCGCUACAGUUGAUGGGCGCGUUCCGAACCCUCGCAUACUGGACCCGCCAGUUGACACAACCAGCGUCUUCAUCCUUCGUCAUGGUAGCCUUGAGCUCUCACCACUACUUGUGUUCGGUGAGCUCUGUCUCGCCGGUCCGCAGCUUGCGAAAGGCUACAUAAACGAGCCAGGAUUGACCGAGAAAGCAUUCAUCGCCAACACAUUCGGUCCUGGAAAGCUUUACCGGACUGGUGAUAAGGCUAGAUGGCUUCCAAAUGGACAAAUCGAGAUUGAAGGACGCGUCGAUAUGCAGGUCAAGAUCAAUGGGCAAAAGGUCGAACCUGCGGAAGUCGACCGUCUUUUAGUGUCAAUCGACGCUAUUAAGGGAGCUGUGACCUUUUCGGUUAAGAUUGAAGACCGUCAAGUUUUGGCUACCGGUGUUGUGGUCGACGAUGCUGCUUAUUUCAGAGAUGCAGUCAAUGCAGCGAGGAACCAUCUCCGUGCCAACCUGCCAGUCUUCAUGACGCCUACUCUUUGGAUUCCUCUUGAGUCGGUACCCAGGAAUGGAAAUGGCAAGCUCAACUAUCACUUGCUGCGCAGUCAAGCUAAAGAGCUCGGGUUCGCCGGCUUUGCCAAGCUCAUGGAGUUGGGCAAUACGGAAAAUGCGGACGAUAUGCUGACCGAUGUUGAAGAAAAGAUUGCAUCUGUGUGGGCGAACUCUCUAAAGAUUGACAUUUCUGUCGUUCGCCGAUCCCAUUCCUUUACUGACCUUGGAGGAACUUCCAUUGAGGCCAUACGCGUUGUGUCAGAGCUACGUGAACACGGUCUAGCUACCAAACUCGGUGACCUACUUGGUUACGUCUCUCUGGAAGACGUUGCUACUCGAUCUCAGACUCUUGGUGCGGAUGAUAAGCAAGACCCGGAGCCUUUCUCACUCCUCCAGGACGAGAAGCUGCUUUCAGAGUUGAAGGAGAGCGAUGGUAUCAGCGACGCUUAUCCUGUUACGCCAUUCCAAGAAUCUAUGUUGGUGUCAGUCAACUCACCUUCGGAUCCAUACACUUACUCUCGAACUUGGGAUGUUAGUCAACUUGAUCUUGUCCGACUCAGAAGCAGCUUUGAAGAGGUGUUCAGGUCUCGCGAGAUCUUGCGAACCGUGUUUGUUCCAUACAAACAGUCCUUUGUGCAGACAAUAAGGACCAACCUGGAGCUCCCAUGGUUUGAGAGUCGACAGACACUAGAAUCCUUCCAGGAAAGGGGUAGUGCUCAUCAAUGGGACAUUGAAAAGCCUCUUUGGAAAGCAACUCUCACAUCAGACCAAGCUCUGGUCGUGACAAUGCACCACUCACUGUUCGACUUUUGGUCUCACGGUUUCCUGUAUGAUGAUGUAGCAGCAGUCUACACGGGCAGUGAUAUUCCUCAACGCCCAAGCCUAAGCCGGUUUAUUCGACAUUUGCAACAAGAGUCGUCUUCAGCCAGCACAUCAUUUUGGUCCGGGUAUCUCGAAGGAGCUGAAGUACUCAAGCUGAACAGCAACCAGCUGUACAACACUAGCAAACUCGAGUUCGAUCUUGGCUACAGUCUCACCACACGCUCUAGGAGUGUUGGGUUGACUCUCGGAGCAGUAGUUUACAGCGCUUGGGCCAUCGUUCUCUCUCGACAGAUGGGAACCAAUGACAUCACAUUCGCAACCACUGUUUCAGGAAGAGAAGCCCCUGUCGUUGGUAUUCAUGAUCUUGAUGGACCUGUUAUGAGCACUGUACCACAAAGGAUCAAACUCGAUACCGAAUCUUCCCUUAGGGACGUGGCUAAGAAGACAGUCGCUGCGUUUUCUCAACUACUCAAGCAUUCCCAAGUCGGUAUCGCCGCAGCGCUUAAAGCGGGUGACAUUGGUGCACAAGAGAUCGACACUCUCGUCAACAUCUUGAUUGACGCGAACAAUACCGAGAGACCAAGAAAGUCCCAUGAGGUCUUCAAGAUGCGUGGCCCGAGGCCUCAGUGGGAGUCUGGACACGGCAUGACUGUUCUGGAGGUUCAAGAGCCACAAGGCCAGAAUAGUUCUACCAUGCUUCGACUUUCAAGCAACAUGGACCCUCGACGCUUGGGAUUUAUCAAAGAUUCUUUUAUCGAGGUUUUGGACCUUUUCUGCGAAAAGCCCGAUUCCAUCCUUUCGUCUACCAACAUCAUGGGUGCUGCCGAAUAUGAUCUGGUCUUCAACCAACUUUCCAACCGUAUGAGACUCCGCGUUCCAGAACCAGAGUAUCUUUACAGCGCAUUCAAGAGAAUUGCACAAGAGACUCCAGAUGCUAUCGCCAUUGACUUUGACAACACGACAACCAUCUCAUACGGAGCCCUAGACAAACUCGCAAAUCGGUUUGCUCAUACCCUCAUCGACGCUGGAGUACAACCGGGGGAUCUUGUGCCCAUCAUGCUUGACAAAUCAGUUGAUAUGAUGGUCGUCAUUCUUGGUACAAUGAUUGCUGGGGCAGCGUACGUUCCUUUGAGCCCCGACAAUCCCACGGAUAGAAACUCCUAUAUUGUGUCUGAUACGGCAGCAAAACUCAUUGUUGUCCAUCCUGGGUACGUCGAGUUUGGUGAUCAUGUCAAGGAAUCACUUGGGGUUGAGACACUGGUGAUGAAAGGCUACCAAGAUUUGAGGUCGACCAAUUCGAGAGGCGAGGAUACAGAUUCUUGCCCUGUUGUCCAUCAUACUCCAAACAACCUCGCAUAUCUCAUCUACACUUCCGGAAGCACAGGACUCCCCAAGGGCGUCAAGGUUCCGCACAGAACUGCUGCUGCAGCCGUUACAAGCAUGGUACAGGUUGAAGGUCGCCACCAAGGCGUGUGGAGGACCUUGCAGUUCGCCAACUACGUAUUUGACGCAUCGGUUCAAGAUUUCUUCAACACUCUUAGCAGUGGCGGCACACUAUGCAUGGCCCCUACAGACGUCUUACUCUCCGACAUUGCAGGCUGUAUCAACCGAAUGGAUGUCCAUCAGGCUAUCAUCACACCAACUGUUGCAAAAUUACUCAACCCAGCCGAUGUCCCACGAUUUGAGACACUGAUCGUUGGAGGUGAACCUCUGACUCCAGAUGUCAUCAAGACUUGGGCACCACACUGCAACAUCUUGAACGUCUACGGACCAACAGAGACAUCCAUGGUGGUAACUACCAAGGGGAUCGAGUCACUUUCCGACAGCCAUGUUGUCGGUAAUAUUGGUGCUCCGUUUGAUACCGUCAUGGCCUUCAUCCUUGAUCCAAAUGGCGAGACACUACAGCCUUACGGUGCCGUCGGAGAGCUGUGCAUAGCUGGGCCUCAGGUAACAGAUGGUUACAUUAAUCGUCCUGAGCUGACGACCGCUGCAUACGUCGAUAGCGCUCAGCUUGGAGUCCGAAUCUACAGAACUGGGGAUUUGGCACGAUGGCUACCUGAUGGUGAGAUCGAGUGUCUUGGUCGCAAGGAUAACCAGGUCAAGAUUCAUGGUCAUCGUAUCGAACUUGGAGAGGUUGAGAAUUCCAUUCGGAACUCUGGUCUUGUCAAGGAUUCGAUUGCUGUGGCUGCCAAGGUUCAUGAUAAGGUCCACCUAGUUACAUUCUGUACCUUCAACCAUGAUUUUGCGGCUGAAAUAGAUAGCACUGGCAUCCUCGACCCUUCCACACUGAGAGACACGUUUACGAGCCUGCACGAGAAACUUGGAUCGUUGGCAACUUAUAUGAUCCCCAAGUUUGUCAUUCCCAUGGCCGACUUUCCCAAGCUAUCUUCCCGAAAGGUUGACCGCAAGGCAUUGAAGAAGAUGCUAGAAGACCUCGAUCGGGACUUGUUAGCACAAUGCGUGCUUGAGUCUCCAAGCCAAGGCCAUACCAUCGUGCCGGUAGAGACUCUAUCUGAGAUUGCUUUGGAAUCGGUUUGGUCGGACAUCUUUGGUUUGCCGACUGAUAGAAUUGGGCGUGAGGCAAACUUCUUGGCUUUGGGAGGCGAUUCAAUCUCGGCAAUCAGCCUCACUGGUCAUCUUCGCAAACUGGGCUAUCAUCUUACAGUACUCGAUAUUCUCCAAUCUCCGAAACUUAGGGACAUGGCUUCUACGAUGCGAAGAUUGGAGACAGAAGCAGGAGGCAAGAAGAUGGUUUUCAAAGUUCCAGAAACUGUCAAGGAGGCUGCUGAAGAGUCUGGGCUAACGUGGGAUGAUGAUGUUGAAUAUGCAUAUCCUUGCCCACCCGGCCAAGCAGAGUUCUUGAAACAAGGUGGUCGAGACUCGCAGAUGUGGGUGCUCCAGACCGUGCGACGCAUGACUGGUGUUAUCGAACCUGAUGCUUGGAUUAAGGCCACCACGCAACUGACGGAAACCAACGACAUCUUACGCACGACUUGGCUAGAGGCUUCUCCUGGGAACUGGGUAGGAGUUGUUCUUCGCGAUGCGCAGCUCAAAGUCACAACUAUCGCCCUGGACUCGGAUGAGGAGAUGUCCAACUUUCUCGAGGACUUCUGGCAAGCACGCUUUGAGUUCGGUCGCCCUUUCAUCAAAUAUGCCAUCAUCACUCAUUCAGACUCUUCGUGGGACCUGGUCAUCAAGAUGGAUCAUGCGGUAUACGACGGAACCCUUCUACGUGUCUUUGAUCAACAUUUCGAGAACAUUCUACAAGGCAAACCAGUGCCUCCCCGCGUUGAGUUCCGUGAUUUUGCUCAACAUGUCUUUGAGCAAGACAAACCAAUGGCGCUUGGGUACUGGAAAGACAAGUUUGCCAAAGCAGGCCAAGCAUCUCAGGUUCUUUAUGACCGAGAUCUGAGUGGAGUGACUGAACCUCGAGUCACUGCCAGCUUCAAGAUGACGAUGGAUACACGUGGCAUUGAUCAAGUGGCAAGGAACUAUGGCGUCACCCCCAGCAUUAUCUUCCAGGCGGCCUUCACACUUUGGUUAGCUAGGGCGACCAAGAGUGACAAUGUUCGCUACGAUUAUCUCCUCAGCGGACGAAACGUGGCACUUCCUGACCCUCAGUCUAUCAACGGAACACUAGCCAACUUUUUGCCGAUCUGGACAGGAACUAGCUCGACUGAGAAGGUGUCGGAUCUUCUUGUGAGGUUGCAAGAGGACUUCUGGGCCGUCACGGAGAAUGGUCUAGUCGGACUUGACGAUGUUUACCAGACACUGGGUGUUUCUCGCAAGGCUCAUGGGAACAAAGUCUUGUUCCUGUCACAGCCAUUCGACCCAGUUCCCUUGGAUGACCAGACAACCCGCAAUCGAUGGCUUGUCAUGGCCAAGUCAAAGGUGCGAAUGUAUCAGCCAUACGCGCUUGUUGUGGAGGUAUCGAAGUCCUUUGGUGAUACUUCCAUAUUGAAAGUAAUGUAUGAUGAGACGGUCUUUGAUCAUGCGAUGGCGGAAGCAUUUGGCUCUGAAAUCACUGGGUUAGUGUCGGCUAUGAUGCAGGAUGAAAAGAAGAGUAUGAUUGUCGAGGAAGUCUAA